Messenger RNA from Leguminivora glycinivorella, 1249 nucleotides. RefSeq names its product dnaJ homolog subfamily C member 8 (gene DnaJ-21). The coding region runs from base 161 to 901 and encodes 246 amino acids. The record is from RefSeq and is a predicted model, not a curated record. NCBI's taxonomy places the organism in Eukaryota, Metazoa, Arthropoda, Insecta, Lepidoptera, Tortricidae. Gene Ontology annotation, cellular component: nucleus. The transcript is spliced from 6 exons.
UUCUCAUUGUUCGUGCGUGAAAAACUGACGCGACGAGAAUCUUGGAAUAAUCAUCUAACAAUCAAUUUUUUAUUUCCAUGUUACACAAUGUGUGAAUGAAAUAAGCAGUUAACAGUAUUUAGUUGUUUUCAUAGUUAUUAGUGCGUUAUAAUAAGUCAAGAUGUCAGCUCACACGGCCCCAGUGGAGUCGUUUGAUGAGUUUUAUUCCGAGGUGAAGGAGAUAGAGAAGAGAGACUCUGUGUUGACACCAAAACAACAGAUUGACAGGCUACUUCGGCCAGGCUCCACUUAUUUCAAUCUGAACCCUUUUGAAGUGUUGCAGCUAGAACCUGAUACGUCGCUUGAUGAGAUCAAGAAAAAGUACCGCAGGCUGUCCAUCCUUGUCCAUCCGGACAAAAACAUGGAUGACUCGGAACGGGCGCAACAGGCCUUUGAGAUAGUAAACCGGGCUUGGAAAACGCUGGAGAAUGAUGACACGAGGAAGAAAUGUUUGGAUAUCUAUCAGGAGGCUAAGGAACGCACUGAACAUAUGAUAGAGCAGAAGAGGAAAAAGCAGAGAAAGGAGUCUCGGCAAGCUGAGGGCAUACCUGAAGAUGAUCCCGACAAGUUCAAACAUGCUGUUUACGUCAUGACGAUGAAGUUGUUCGCGGACAUGGAGCGCAAGCGGCAGCACCUGGAGACGCGCGACCAGGAGGAGCGCAAGCGCAAGCGCGAGGCCGAGAUCGAGCAGGAGGAGCAGCUCAGCAUGGAGAAGGAGUGGGCCAAGAACUUUGAGGAAUCUCGACAAAACCGCGUCGACAGCUGGAAGACUUUCCAAUCGGGCAGCGGCGGCGAAAAGAAGAAAAAAAAGAAAAACAUGAUGAACUUCAAGCCUCCCAAACCCAAGCCUGAGAGCAGAUAACUUCCAGCCGUAUUAACAUUAGUUUUACUUUAGGGUAUUCCACUUGGCCAAGAUAUUUGUCUCAUGUGUAUUGCGACUCAUAUUUUUUAACCUUCCGUACGCUCCUGUCAAAAAAAUCUUAUUUCUAUGGUAACCCUGCAAGGGUUAUAUACCUAUUUGGCAUAUUCCAGUAAAAUGUAAGUACCACAUUGUCGCUUAACACAAUUACUGCCACUACUGCCAGACAAAGAGGAUCAAUAGAGGAUAGAGAGUUACUGUCAAAGUAAAAUAUGUAAUCACAGAGCAUAGACUGCCAUCUCUCGACACAAGCUUAAAACUUUGGACCCUCAGUUUUGACAAUUUGGCCCA